Molecule: messenger RNA, 1341 nt
Organism: Magallana angulata
Lineage: Eukaryota; Metazoa; Mollusca; Bivalvia; Ostreida; Ostreidae
Exons: 4
Coding region: 1-873 (290 amino acids)
Source: RefSeq, a predicted model, not a curated record
AUGGAGCGCUCCUUCAUCAAAUCGUUGUUUAAGCUUGAUAUAGAAUCAGACCAAGCAUAUUUAUAUUAUUUUGUAAAUUUAAACUACUUUUUUAUCUAUAGUACUGAACAGAACCCGCACGGCUGUUGUGAUGGAUACAAGUGGGACUCCGCUGUUGACAAUUGUGUCGAAUGCAGUCCAGGAUAUAGCGGUCCUGGGUGUUUCAUUACUUGUCCUUAUCCACUGUAUGGAGAAAAUUGCCAGAACAUAUGCAAUUGUUCUAGUACAGAGUACUGUGAUUUCAUGUUUGGAUGCCUUGAGAAACAAGAAGAAAUUUCUACCAUAUCAAUCGUAUUUGCCAGUAGUUUUGACAGAACUGUUUUUAGCACGCACCAUCUGGGAGGAUCAAGCUCUCUGACCAUUCCAAAAAUCAUCGAAGCAAAUAUUGGUGAAAAUCUUGAAAAUCGAUUACAAACAAUUUGGCAAUUUAUAUUGAUCAUACUAGCAGUACUUUCUCUGUUGGCUUUCACAUAUGUAGGAAAGUGUCUCUACCGACAAUGGACGUCCAGAUCUCUUCAAGUAAGCAACUCUAACACAACAGCACCAGAAUCAGCAUUGAAUAUGCGGAAUGAAAUUGAAUGCUUUUACGAACAAAUACAGAACAUAGAAUAUGAAGAACCCGAACGCUAUCUAACGGCUGCACAAGAUGAUAGCCAUAGAGAUGGUAUAAACAGCAGCCAAGAAAAAAUGGAUGACGUGUCUUUCAAAUCUAUCGGGCCUUCAAUAGCGCCGUCAAAUGAUGAACCACUGAUUAACGAAAAUGUUUUUUACGAAAAUCAAUCAAAAAAUGGAGUACGAGAAACAGAUGGUCUUUACCUCAGUCCGAUUGUAUGAUUGGAUUCACGUAAAUAAAUUUUACUCUUUUUGCAGGCUUGCAUAUUUUUGUAAAAAUGAAAUGACCACAAAAAGAGCCAAUUGACUUGUACGUUUUUUUUAUCUCAUAUAUAUACAGUAAAGAUAAAGGCCUAAGUCUACCUACCUACCAUUGUUGCCUAUUACGUGUCUUGUUGUCAACAGAUUAAAAAAAACAACAAUUAAAAAACCCAAAACCACGAGUAUUCAUUUUCAGACAUCGUAUACGCUAUAUCAGAACAAUAUCAAACCAUUUAAUAGAUCAUCAUUAUCAGAUACGGUAUCAGCUAUAUCAAAACAAUAUCAGACAAUUUUAAGGGACAUGGUGACGCACAAACCCAUUCUUCAGCAAAUAUCGCAUUUUUUACACGAUUUCCAUAUAGUUUAUAUAUCUUAUGAAAAGAUGAACUUUUGAAAUAUAACGGUAUUCAAAAGUAAAUAAAUCAAAUU